UGGCUCCGGAAGACGUCACGUAACACACCGCUAGCGUUAGCCUUCAUCGCUGGCAUCUAACGGCGGCAGCAGCAGGUUCGAGUCGCUACGAGCUUCGUGUGAUUUGAUAAAUUGUCCAGCUGUCGCCAAAAUGAUUUCCCUCACGGAUUCACAAAAAAUUGGAAUGGGGCUGACAGGGUUCGGUGUGUUCUUCCUCUUCUUUGGGAUGAUGCUGUUUUUUGAUAAAGCUCUCCUCGCCAUUGGAAAUAUUCUGUUUGUCUCAGGUCUGUCCUUCGUUAUCGGCCUGGAGCGAACAUUCAGGUUCUUCUUCCAGAGACACAAAGUAAAAGCCACCAGCUUCUUCCUGGGAGGAGUGUUAGUGGUUCUGAUCGGCUGGCCGAUCAUUGGAGUCGUUCUGGAGAUCUAUGGUUUCUUCCUCUUAUUCAGAGGAUUCUUCCCGGUGGCAGUAGGCUUCAUCAGACGAGUACCUUUGCUUGGGUCUUUGCUCGGCUUACCAGGAAUCAGUACACUGGUGGAUAAAAUUGGUGAGAGCAACAAUAUGGUAUAACAGUGGGCUGGUUUUGUACUGGAGAAGAGUUUCCGUAUUUAUCCUAGUUUCCAAUAGUGACUGUAUAUUUUGGUCAUUGCCACUCCACAACUGUGAAUCCAAACAUGUUUCUGCACAGAAGACACAAGUGUAUCUGUGGACGUUUGACAUCAUGAUGUUUUGUAUCCGACCGCCACUUGGACAACGUUACCAAGAGUUUUUUUAACUUUAAUUUUAAAAGCUGGAAGCAGGUCUCCUGUUUUGUAUCAUUCCAGUCUGAUAUUUAUAAGUUGGGGCCACUGGAUGAACUCAGCGGAGAGUCAGGAGCUCUACACAGCGUAUACUCCUCCAGAUUGUGUGCCUGAACAGUCACUGAGAGCUUUUCUUCAAUGAAGUGUUACUGGAAUUUUGUACAUUAAAAAAUAAAUAAUGUUGAGCUAAAUGUUAUGUGGGUGAGGAAACCUGACCUGUUGUGUAAAAAGGUUUAGGAUGAUUGUUAUGGAUAUGUUUUACUGUAACUUUUGUAAGUGCAUACUUGAAAUAAAGUGUGUUUUUUUUUUUUUUUU
Molecule: messenger RNA, 1092 nt
Organism: Micropterus salmoides (largemouth bass)
Lineage: Eukaryota; Metazoa; Chordata; Actinopteri; Centrarchiformes; Centrarchidae
Gene: golt1bb
Product: golgi transport 1Bb
Exons: 5
Coding region: 131-547 (138 amino acids)
Biological process (GO): endoplasmic reticulum to Golgi vesicle-mediated transport; retrograde transport, endosome to Golgi
Cellular component (GO): membrane; endoplasmic reticulum
Source: RefSeq, a predicted model, not a curated record